Messenger RNA from Pimephales promelas (fathead minnow), 1156 nucleotides. It is a transcript of the gene rasl11a, whose product is annotated as RAS-like, family 11, member A. Gene Ontology annotation, molecular function: GTPase activity; GTP binding. The record is from RefSeq and is a predicted model, not a curated record. NCBI's taxonomy places the organism in Eukaryota, Metazoa, Chordata, Actinopteri, Cypriniformes, Leuciscidae.
GUUGAGGUCUGUGUAGAGAUCUGGCGAUCAGUAACUUCGGGAUGUGAACUGUACAGGUUUAGUCUGCUGGUCACUUCAUUAGAGGGCCGUUAUGCAGAAUUAACAUUCAUGUCGUGCAGAAGCGGAGCCAGCGUUUGGGGUGCACUGGAAGUCUGCGUUUAUUUACAUAAAGCGGUCGAUCAAGACCCCUGUCUGCCGAGGUAACGGAGGACUUAUUGCUUUAUGAAGAGGACAGCGGACAGUGUGGAACGGGCUCGUAUAGCGCGAGAAAGCUGAAGAAAAAAGGAUGCAUUUCUAAACUGCGGUUUCUAAAUGCGUCUUCUUAUCGAGCAGCCAAGAACAAUGAGCAGUGGCUCUAGCAACUUUUUGCUAGUUCCUAUACCGGAGUACCCUGUAAUAGACUGCGUGCCUAACAAAAACGUCAAAAUAGUUGUUCUUGGGGCAAGCAAUGUCGGAAAAACAGCUCUGAUUGUAAGAUUUCUUACUAAGAGAUUCAUUGGAGACUAUGAAGCCAACACAGGAGCCUUGUAUUCAAGGAAGAUAAACUUGGAUGGGGAGCAAGUUUCUUUACAAGUACAGGACACUCCAUGUGUCUCAUUGCAGGAUGAUGUAGAGGGUCUUUACUGUCAGGAGCAGAUCAACCGCUCAAUUUACUGGGCAGAUGGUUAUGUGCUGGUCUUCUCCAUCACUGACCUCAACAGCUACCGUACCAUCCAGCCUCUCUACCAACACGUGCGCCGAAUCCAUCCCAGUGGCAACAUCCCCGUCAUCAUCGUGGGAAACAAGAGCGACCUGCUCCGCGCCCGGCAGGUCCCGGAUCAUGAGGGUAAGGCGCUGGCUGAUGAAUUGGGAGGGCCCUACUUUGAGGCUUCGGCCAGGGAGAACCAUGAGAGCGUCCAGGCUGCUUUUCUGCACUUAUGUCAGGAGAUGAGCCGAGCUCUGGGAGGAGGAAAUGGGGAGAAGAGAAAAGGUGGAUUACACCUUGCCAGGCCAAAAAGCCCGAACAUGCAAGAGCUGAAGAGAAGGUUCCGACAAGUGCUGUCAUCCAAGGUCAAGUCAGCUACGGCACUAUGAUGAUGAAAUGAGUGACAAAUGUGACCGUGGAGAAUUUAGAAAGUGUCGACAACAUGCUGUUGCUAAAGUGAUUGUGAAACAC